Messenger RNA from Endocarpon pusillum Z07020, 729 nucleotides. RefSeq lists its product as uncharacterized. The transcript has a single exon. Lineage: Eukaryota; Fungi; Ascomycota; Eurotiomycetes; Verrucariales; Verrucariaceae. The record is from RefSeq and is a predicted model, not a curated record. Bases 1 to 729 code for a protein of 242 amino acids.
AUGGCGAAAUCGGAUGAGCUCAUGCUCCAAGAGCAAACAGCUACUGAUCGCCCUACUGCACCCAUGCCGUCCAAUCCCACCAGCGCUGAAGGUGGCCUCGUACAGAAAAACCAAGCACUCGACGCCGCGCUUGACACUGUGCCGGCUGAUCGCUUACGAGGUAUCAUCAAGAAUCUAUGCCUCAUUUCCGAUAGCGCAGAAAAACAUAUCAGUCAGCUCCUUCUUGCCCCCGAGGAAAAUGACAACCCAACAUCGAAGCGCAAGCACUCUGCAGCGGAUGAGAACGUUGAAGCAAGCAAUAGCAGCAAGCGGACGAAAGGUCAGUACGCCAUAUGCGUACAAUGCGACGGUGACUUCGAACUCGCAUUGAAUGAUGGGAAGGAUUGUCGAUAUCAUCCAGGUCAGUCUACGAUUCAACCUUGUAUCGUGAUCUCUGGGCUCAUUAACUCACCGGAACGUGUAGGAGAGGGGGAUACAGGCGAGGAUCCCGAUAUUUGGGAUCCGUUCCACGAGGGCUUGCAUAUAAGCUUCAUUGGUCUAAAGGAUGGAAUUCCGCAGAGUUUUCAAUGGACGUGCUGUGGGAGGGCAGGGCAUAGAGGGGGGUGUAAGAGAGGUCCGCAUCGAAAGGACGACAAGGAGGCGGACGAGGAGAGCGAUGAGAAUGUUCCCAGCGAUACAGAUUCGGAAGAUGGUGAAGACCGCAACAACUCGAAGGAUGGUGGCGAGUGA